AUGUCGGAUCCUUUCGUGAAAGGUGAAAUCCAUGAGAAGAAGGUCAUGCUGAGCGUCUGGUGGGGAGUUCACGGAAUCUACCGUUUCGAACUGCUGCCGGACAACACGACAGUUACUGCCGAGGUCUACUCCGCUCAACUGCAAAGACUGGCCGACAAGAUCCGCAAGGAGCACCCGAAGCUCGACAACGUUCGCCUGCUGCACGAUAACCCUCACAUCGCGAAGAAGACUUCAAUCCCAGAAAUUCUGGAACUCGGAUGGGAAGUUUUACCACACCCGUCGUACAGCCGGGGCCUGGCCCUGAGCGACUACCACCUCUUCCGAUCGUUUCAGCAUCACCUGGAAGAGGAGCGUUACGAUGAUCGUGACCACCUCGAAAAUGACCUUCGGGCUUUCUUCGCCUCCAAGUCGCCGGAGUUCUAUGCCAAAGGAAUCCGUUAUCUUGUGAGAUGCUGGUAG
Necator americanus (New World hookworm) is the source of this 459-nucleotide messenger RNA. RefSeq lists its product as uncharacterized. NCBI's taxonomy places the organism in Eukaryota, Metazoa, Nematoda, Chromadorea, Rhabditida, Ancylostomatidae. Gene Ontology annotation, molecular function: nucleic acid binding. The record is from RefSeq and is a predicted model, not a curated record. The transcript has a single exon. Bases 1 to 459 code for a protein of 152 amino acids.